GCUGGGAGUUGUAGUCCGGUCGUAUGGUACCAUGGCCACCAAGCGUCACGGAGCGGCAGCGCCGGCGGCAGCCAAGCGCGGGAGGCGCGAGGAGCGCGCAGAGCUGUGCGCGGCCCUCGGGGACGCGGCGCUGCGGGAGCGCGCGGGGGCGGCCUGGGCCCGCGGGGAGCGGCUGCGGCACGAAGCGGUGGUCCUGGAGCCGGCCCCGUUCCGGCACGGUGUCAUUCCCGGUUUCCUGGCGGGUCCAGCUUUCGCGGAGGCGCUGCGGGAUGAACUGCUGGGUCUCGACUUCCGCGGGCGGCGCAACGAUCUCCUGUCGCUGCGGCAGUCCGAGGAGCUGGGGGCAAGCCCGGAGCCCCGCAUCGCCGCCCUGAGGCAUGCUCUGUGUGAAGAAUUCCAAGUGUGGCUUUCUGCUGUGACCCAGAUAGAGCUGGAGCCAACUAUUGACAUAUCCUGUGCUAAAUACGAAUAUACCGAUGUCUUGCUAUGCCACGAUGAUGAGCUGGAAGGUCGGAGAAUCGCUUUCAUCCUGUACCUUGUCCCACCCUGGGAGAAAAGUGAUGGGGGAACGUUGGAUCUCUACAGUACAGAUGAACACUUUCAGCCACAGCAAAUCACCAAGUCAUUAGUGCCUUCAUGGAACACGCUGAUUUUCUUUGAAGUGUCUCCAGUCUCUUUCCACCAGGUGUCAGAAGUUCUGUCGCAGAAGUGCCGCCUGUCAGUGAGCGGUUGGUUCCACGGUCCCUCUGUGGCCAGACCUGCACGGCACAUUGAAGCCCCCUUGGCCAGGAGCCCACACAUCCCCUAUGAUCAUGAAAUAUUGUAUGAGUGGAUCAAUCUAGUUUAUUUGGACGUGGACUCCCAAGCUCAAAUCCAGGAGGAAUUUGAGGACCGAUCAGAAAUUCUCCUGAAAGACUUUCUUAAGAAAGAGAAAUAUCAACUACUAUGUGAAGCAUUGGAGAGCAAAGAGAUCCAGUGGAGUAGUCGGGGGCCAGCCAAUAAAAGAUUCUAUGAGGCAGCAGAGGAAGACAGCCUGCCUGACACACUGAAGAAAUUCCUGCAGCUGUUGCGUUCUGAGGCCUUAUUUUUACUGCUUUCCAACUUCACUGGCCUAAAACUGCACUUCCUGGCUCCCUCUGAUGAGGAUGAAGAUGCAGAGGAGGGACAAGCAGCAGACACCACUGGGCACAGCAGUCUCAAAUCUGAGCAGGAAGACCCUGAACAACCAGCUAAUGGCAAUCCUGAUCAGCCACACCAGCCUGAGAACACCCCUGAAGCACAGGACAGCGAGAUGCAGAGUGGCUCAGGCACACCUGUGUGUGCAGGGGAGCUGCGACGCUGGACCCACGGGCACUACACUCUUGUCCAUGACUCUCAAGCCACAGAAUUUGCUCUUGAUCUGCUCUUCUUCUGUGGCUGUGAAGACUGGGAUCCUGAAUAUGGUGGCUUUACUUCCUACAUUGCUAAAGGUGAAGAUGAAGAGCUGUUGACAGUGAAUCCAGAGGACAACUGCUUGGCCUUAGUUUAUAGAGACAAGGAAACUAUGAAGUUUGUGAAAUACAUCAACCAUCGAAGCUUGGCACGCCUGAACAAGCAUGCAAACAGAACAGGAUUUUGGGAUUUUUCCUUUGUUUAUUAUGAGUGAUGGUGCAUUGUGACCACUGUCACAGAGAACAGUGGUGGGUUGUUGGCAGGUUCCUACCCAGAUGUUCAGCUCUGACCUAAGCACAGACAAACUUUGCUCAUGGAGCUCCAUCACAGUGCAUAAUGUGGGGACAGAUGGUUUUUUUAACUGCAGAAAUGGAAAUUGUAACACACCCUCAACUGCUUUUAA
Molecule: messenger RNA, 1834 nt
Organism: Oenanthe melanoleuca
Lineage: Eukaryota; Metazoa; Chordata; Aves; Passeriformes; Muscicapidae
Gene: OGFOD1
Product: 2-oxoglutarate and iron dependent oxygenase domain containing 1
Exons: 13
Coding region: 32-1645 (537 amino acids)
Biological process (GO): peptidyl-proline hydroxylation; regulation of translational termination
Cellular component (GO): cytoplasm
Molecular function (GO): iron ion binding; peptidyl-proline dioxygenase activity; L-ascorbic acid binding
Source: RefSeq, a predicted model, not a curated record